Molecule: messenger RNA, 1533 nt
Organism: Vicia villosa (hairy vetch)
Lineage: Eukaryota; Viridiplantae; Streptophyta; Magnoliopsida; Fabales; Fabaceae
Product: ADP,ATP carrier protein 1, mitochondrial-like
Exons: 4
Coding region: 175-1290 (371 amino acids)
Biological process (GO): mitochondrial ADP transmembrane transport; mitochondrial ATP transmembrane transport
Cellular component (GO): mitochondrial inner membrane
Molecular function (GO): ATP:ADP antiporter activity
Source: RefSeq, a predicted model, not a curated record
UGAAAAAUUUAGUAAAAGACAAGAAUAACAAGAGGGCAAAUACGUCAUUAGAAUAAAACCCUAGUCUCUUCAUUUCGGUGCUCUCAUUUAUAUUCAAUUUCAGUCUCCUUCUUUUCUCCAUAGCUCGCGAUCUGAACGAAGCUCUCUCUUUUGGUCAUCUUCAAGGCUGCAAUCAUGGCUGAUGGACCGCAAUAUCCAUCAGUUGCUCAGAAGUUAGGUGGGCAUUCUUAUUUGGUGUCCAGGCUAAGCUCCAACUCUGGUUACAGGAAUUACUCUACAUCUGGUGCUUUUACUGAUGGAGGAGUGCAUGCUUCUGGUUUGGCGAUUGCGUCACCUCUAUCUUCGUUUACUGUGCCUUCUCCAGCGGAGAAAGGGCCGUCUGCGUUUUUGGUUGAUUUUCUGAUGGGAGGAGUGUCUGCUGCUGUGUCAAAGACAGCUGCUGCUCCUAUUGAACGUGUUAAAUUGCUCAUCCAAAAUCAGGAUGAAAUGCUCAAGAGUGGCAGGUUGUCUGAGCCAUAUAAGGGAAUUGGUGAUUGUUUUGCUCGAACCAUGAAGGAUGAGGGUGUGAUUGCUCUGUGGAGAGGAAAUACUGCUAAUGUCAUCAGAUACUUCCCUACUCAGGCUCUGAACUUUGCUUUUAAGGAUUACUUCAAGAGGCUUUUCAAUUUUAAAAAAGACAGAGAUGGCUACUGGAAGUGGUUUGCUGGGAAUUUAGCAUCUGGUGGGGCUGCUGGGGCUUCCUCACUCUUAUUUGUGUAUUCUUUGGAUUAUGCCCGUACUCGUUUGGCAAAUGACGCUAAGGCUGCUAAGAAGGGUGGUGAGAGGCAAUUCAAUGGAAUGGUUGAUGUUUACAGGAAAACUCUAAAGUCUGAUGGCAUUGCCGGCCUUUAUCGUGGAUUCAACAUCUCGUGUGUUGGAAUUAUUGUGUAUCGUGGUCUUUACUUUGGAAUGUACGAUUCUCUGAAACCAGUUGUUUUGGUUGGUGAUAUGCAGGAUAGUUUCUUUGCUAGUUUCCUUUUGGGAUGGGCCAUCACAAUUGGUGCUGGUCUGGCUUCGUAUCCCAUUGACACCGUGCGUAGAAGGAUGAUGAUGACCUCUGGAGAAGCUGUGAAGUAUAGGAGCUCUUUGCAUGCAUUCCAAACCAUUGUUGCAAAAGAGGGUACUAAAUCUCUUUUCAAAGGUGCUGGUGCAAACAUAUUACGUGCUGUUGCAGGUGCUGGUGUGCUUGCUGGUUAUGACAAGCUGCAGCUGGUUUUGUUUGGAAAGAAAUAUGGUUCUGGCGGCGGCUAAGCGAUGACGAUAACAACUAUCCGGAGUAUAUGGUUCUGUUGGUGGGUAAAUGAUGACGAUAACUUUCUGGAGUCCUUUGUUUGUUUUCUUGUGAUUUGGAUAAUUUUUAAUCAAAAGUGACAAUUAUGUUUUCAGAAUUUAGAGCUUGUCUAUUUUGUGAUUAUAGUUAUCCGAACUUUAAUUUCCUUUGGUUGUUACACAUCAUGAGUUUAUUAUUAUAGUGCAAGUUGCAGUUUGAGACCA